CUGUAAUGAAUAUUAUAAUACAGAUUUGUUUGUCUCGUUGUGUAGUAGCACAUGUUGGGCAUCUGAUUGCAGUAUCAUCUUAAUCAUCAGUCGCUUUAAAUAGCUGUAUCAGCCUUCAAAUGCGAUUAACUUCUUCAUUUGUGCGCCGUCAUUUUGGCUCGAUCAUCGGCUUUCACAAAUCCUCCAACACGGUGCACAAUGAAAACCUGUACACAGCCAUGCAUGGGCUGAACUCAUUACUGGAGCAAGAUUGAGCUCAACCAAGACUGAUGCUUCAAUAAUAGACCCAAGAUAUAACUGCUAUUCCAUCCAAGUAAAAGACCGUACAAGAAGAUACAAGACCCCCGUGGCCGCAGUCUGACUGAUUCUACCAAGUGAAGACAUCGAGACGGUGAGCGAGUUUCGUCCAGCAACGUUCGCAAAAAGUGGGACAACUGCAUCUUCAUUCACAGGUGGUUGAUUCGGCAUAAGUUCGUCCGACUAACUUUCUUCUUCAUAAAACCACGGCUACAUUACUUUCAAAAGGACGUGGGUGGAAGGAUCAUGCAGCUAUGAAAAGUGUAGAAGACACCGUGAUGGAACUAUGCUGAGACACAAACCUCUCCCACCGAUCCACCCUGCGAUGUCAUCCUACAAAGCACCGGUCAAGUCAUCCGUCUCAUUCGCAGAUUUAGACACUACAUCGCUCCAGCUUGACAGCAGGCACAACCCGGGCCAAGCCCAAGCAAGCAGCGGGACAGUGAGUACCCAGCGCGGGCUUGACGUGUCGAGAGCUCCGAUGAACCGGCCGGUGUUUCACGCUCGCCGGAGUACCGUGGUGGGGUCUACCAACAAACCGGAGGAUGGCGUGGCAGCGCUAUCGGCUGCGUUAUCCGUCCGCUAUCCACUGCUUCAGGACACAUCCACUAACGACUUCAAACGAUCCAGAUCCAUGUAUACGACAAACGCAACGCUUAUGGAGCGUAAGAAACCAAGUGACCUCAAGACAGACAGGUUUGAUAAUCACAAACGACACUCCAACCGAAGGAAAAAAGACCAAGUUUUACUGACUAGAGGAAGUCACCACUCCUUUCCUCCAGGGAAAGUCAUCAAGAGAAACGAUGACAACAGCAUCAUACCUCAGAUGUUCCCCAAGGUACGGCGAGUGGACCGAGGCGGACCCUGCCCCACUCAGCUCUACAACCAGACGAAACUCUCGUACUCGGAGAAGAGCAACGGCUCAAUUCAGCUGGACCACUACGUCAGGAGGAACUCCCGCCCUCGGAUGGAGCCGCUACGGGUUCCCUCGACAUCCACAGCAACCUCUAGCGAAGAAACCUUGAACUCUGUCAUCUCUUCAAGUAAGAUGACGCUGGAGGGUCGUGACUGGCCAGGCAGGGGAUUCUCGCCUUUCUUUAGACCCUACAGUUAUCUUGACGAGGACUUGUCUGUGCCACCAAACUCGGAGAUCGGACCUUCCAGAGCGCAGAUGUCGACUACUCCGUACGAACAUUGACCACCUUGACAAAAUACAACAUUGCUUAUCCAUAAGAAAGCAGUCAACUCUUUCAAUAUUGGUGGACAAGGCGAAACAGAAAACGAGUACAAAUUGUAUGACAACAUUGAGAAUAAAAGAUGACUUCCUUUGA
Messenger RNA from Patiria miniata (bat star), 1628 nucleotides. RefSeq lists its product as uncharacterized. The transcript has 2 exons. The record is from RefSeq and is a predicted model, not a curated record. NCBI's taxonomy places the organism in Eukaryota, Metazoa, Echinodermata, Asteroidea, Valvatida, Asterinidae. Bases 584 to 1495 code for a protein of 303 amino acids.